Molecule: messenger RNA, 2113 nt
Organism: Ooceraea biroi (clonal raider ant)
Lineage: Eukaryota; Metazoa; Arthropoda; Insecta; Hymenoptera; Formicidae
Gene: Oda
Product: Ornithine decarboxylase antizyme
Biological process (GO): positive regulation of protein catabolic process
Cellular component (GO): nucleus; cytoplasm
Molecular function (GO): ornithine decarboxylase inhibitor activity
Source: RefSeq, a predicted model, not a curated record
CGCUGGGUGUGGGGCCUCUGUGGUGGUCCUGAUGUGCCCCAUGCCGCAUUGUCUGUAUCUACAGUCAACACAGAGAGCCGCGGCGUGGGGAUCAAGCAGAGUCAGCUCUCUGUGAGCUCCCACAUUGUGCAAGAGGAUGAACUGUUGAAAGCCGUAAGAAGCAACGAACCAUUGCGUCUAACAUUCACUCUCCACUUGACCGAGAGUACAUCCGUCGAAUGGGAGACCGUGGCGUGGCGUCGCUGUCUAUACAUUCGCGUACCGAGCUGCCUUCUGCCCGAAGGAUCAAAGGAAGGUUUCGUCUCUCUCCUAGAAUACGCCGAGGAGACGUUGCGCUGCACCAAUAUCAUCGUCUGCCUGCGCAAAGACAGAUCGGACCGAGCAAUGCUGGUUCGUACCUUCAUGUUCUUGGGCUUCACGGUCUUGCCGCCAACUCAUGCCUUGGUACCGCCAGGCAGUGACGCUGGCAAUCUCUACAUGCUCUAUGCCAUCGAGUAAUCGGCAAGCAGCUCGGCCCUUCUCAAAUUUAACGCGUGUAAUUGGUUGGAUUCCCUUGUUUUAUUAUCACCAGGUAUUAUCGCCGCGGUCCGAGGUCGAAGGGAAAAAGAUGAUCGGAGGGACCCUGAUGCGUUUCGCCUUCUAUAUUUUUUUAAGUUCUUAUUUAUGCAUAGUGCUAAAACCAAUUGACAAUUUUAUUUUUUGCAAAAUUGAUGGAAUUGUUGCUCUCGGUAGUAACGUGAAGCAUUACCUUAGCGUUAAAUUUAAGGGGCAUGACAGAGAAAAAAGCAGAAAAACAUAGUCGCGAAUACGUAGAACGCGUAAAUAACAGGCUUUCGAUGGGUAUAUCGAUUCAUUCUCUUGAAACACAAUGUUAAUAUCUCUCGUAAGAGCAUGUAAGCUGCUGACGAAGCUUCCCACGUGAAGGAAUUUGACGGCAUUUGCCGCUGCAUAUUAACAGUUGUACGUGGUUGGCAAACCGUCAAAUUUUAGAGAAAAUUUAUUAUCGAUAUAUCUCGAUGUUAAUUGUGGCAGAUUGGGUAUCACCGCAUAUUAUUCUUCGUAGUGUAAGUACAUUUCCUUAUUAUUUGUAAGUAUUAUCGAUAUGUGUAUAACUUAGAUUUAAUAUCCGUUGUGCGAACACCGUUGGGAAACCCGUUCAUUUCAUUUUAUGAACGCUUUUCAUCCUUUCACCUGAAAGUUGCAUUAUUUGAAGGACCAAUUGACUGACAUUUUUUUAUAAGAAGCAAUUGAGGAGAUAUAAUUAUUUUCUCCUUACUUUCGUAGUUCGGUUCGUGUAAAGUAAAAAGUCAAAAGUGAUAAAAUAAUAGUAGCUAUUUGCACAGCGAGUUCAUUUUUGGAAGAGGCUGAAACUGUAAAAGUUUUUAUUGCCUUAGUAUGUUGAUGGACCAGCUGAGUUUAAUUUUCUGAUUCAGACCAACGUUUUCCGCCGAAUAUGAGGAUAGCACAAUUGUGCAAAUCCGAAGCGGAAAUGCUCACUUUAUAAGUAUCACGUUGUUAUGCAUCGUUAAAAGUGCGGAGUAUUCCGAUGUUCCGUCAUAUACUUUUUACCUAGCAAUUCUCAAAAUUGGAAAGGAUUAUUAUAAAUCUUGUUUAUCGUUUAUAAGCGCCCCAUUACGUUAUUAAUCGUUUUUGAUAGUAAGUUCUUAGGUAUAAAUGACAGUACACUUGGUAAUUCCCAAUCAGUUAACAUUGGAGAGAUCUUGCUAAUAAAUGCGUUCUUUAGUGUUGACUCGAUAACGGACAACAUGAAAAAGACGAAAAAUAUAAAAAAAAUAAGAAAAUGAUGAAAAAGAAAAAAAAAUGUUAAUAGCUUAUUAGGUACGUAGAUAAAGAUAAGUACAGAUGACGGACUAUUGUAUGUUAACUUCACGCAAAUAAUUAUCAACUUGCCUCAACUUUGUAAACUGAUAAACAACUCGAUGCGUUUUAUCCCGUCAGUUAGUAUUAUAUAUUCGUACAUUUGACCACACAGAUAUACACCACACACACACACACACACACACAAAUACACGUGAAAAAUUAAUAUGUAUACUACGUUUCUUAUUCAUACAUGAAGACGUAACUUGCUAAAUAAACAUUUAAUAAAACCCUA